This is a messenger RNA of Megalops cyprinoides (Indo-Pacific tarpon), 3032 nucleotides long. RefSeq names its product serine/threonine kinase 17a like (gene stk17al). Gene Ontology annotation, cellular component: nucleus. Gene Ontology annotation, molecular function: protein serine/threonine kinase activity; ATP binding. The transcript is spliced from 7 exons. The record is from RefSeq and is a predicted model, not a curated record. Gene Ontology annotation, biological process: protein phosphorylation; positive regulation of apoptotic process; intracellular signal transduction. Lineage: Eukaryota; Metazoa; Chordata; Actinopteri; Elopiformes; Megalopidae. Bases 380 to 1477 code for a protein of 365 amino acids.
UUGAAACAGACAAGGACGAUACUCGGUGGGCAUCCACUGCGUUGUAAUCUAGGGAAUUUACUUCUGUUUGGUGACUGUUUAGCGGUGUUUUCAGAAUUAGGCAGCGUUCUCACAGGGACACAUUUUGUCGAUGCAGUCUGAAAGUUAGGUCAAUGCAGCAAUGCAUUUUGCAAAUUAAAUCUGGUUUCUAAUUAGAUUUGAUUCAUUUUGUUUCUUUGUUCUUUAUUUACCAUCUGACUCAUCGGAUUACAUUUUUGUAGCGCACGCGUCCUCCAAAAUUCUGUGCCUGAUAUGAAACAGAGUUGAUCGUUAAGGGGGGAGACCAGCAGAGCUCUUACAAACAGAGUGAUUCAACUUCUUUCCCUGUUAACGGACUGAAAUGCCAGAUUCGAUGAUGAUGAACAAGAACGGAAUGGUGUCAAAAAUUCAGACGCGAAUAAGGACUGACCCUUUCAAGAGCAAUUACGAUCUGGUCGGCAAAGAAUUGGGCAGAGGAAAGUUUGCGGUGGUGAAGAAGUGUGUUGAGAAAGCGACCGGGAAGGAGCACGCUGCCAAGUUCCUGCGCAAGCGGCGGAAGGGGGAGGACUGCCGCAUGGACAUCCUCAAUGAGAUCGCCGUGCUGGAGUCCGCCAAGGCCAACCCUUUCGUGGUGUCUCUCCACGAGGUCUAUGAGACCCCUACCGAGAUCAUCCUGGUGCUAGAGUGUGCCGCCGGCGGGGAGAUCUUUAACCAGUGUGUGGCGGAUAACGACGAAGGCUUCACAGAGAAGGAUGUCAUCCGGCUGGCCAGGCAAAUCCUGACGGGCGUGGCCUGCCUGCACCGCAACAACGUGGUCCACCUGGAUCUGAAGCCUCAGAACAUCCUGCUUACCAGCUCCCGGCCCCUGGGGGACAUCCGCAUUGUGGACUUUGGCCUGUCCAGGCGCAUGGACAAUGUUAAGGAGGUGCGGGAGAUCCUGGGAACCCCAGAGUAUGUGGCCCCAGAAAUCCUGAACUAUGAACCAAUCAGCACAGCAACAGACAUGUGGAGCAUUGGCGUGCUGAUCUACGUCAUGCUGACCGGCGAGUCCCCCUUCCUGGGCGAGGACAAGCAGGAGACCUUCCUGAACAUCUCGCAGGUCAAUGUGGACUACUCUCAGGAUGUCUUCGAAGGGGUGUCGUCACUGGCCAUCGAGUUCAUCAAGUCCCUGCUUGUCAAGAACCCCAGGAAGAGGGCCACAGCCGAGGACUGCCUGAAGCACCCCUGGCUGGGCGGGCACGCCGACCACCACGCCAGGCUGCUGCCAUCCCUGACCGAGCCCGAGGCUGACCAGCUCGAGUCGGAGCCCGAGAGCCCCGCGCCGUCCCCAGAGCUGCUCAUUGUGGCCUCCUACACCAUGUGCUCCAGCCAGAGCGAGAUGAAGGCGGGGCGGGGCACGUUCACGUUCGAGGAUCCCUUCCCCACCCGCCCGGAGAUCCAGCAGGAGCUCAUCUGCUGAGCCGCGCAGCCGCGCAUCGGUGAACUGCUGUUAAUUUAUUCAGAGACGAGCACAACAGGAGCCGGGUGGUCCAGUGCGGCGCGGUGCUAUUGCCUAUGCGUGUUUGUGUGUCAAAGCGUGAACAUGGGUUCGGGUGUGAACGUGGGAUGGGCCUGCGCCCUGUUAAAGAUGACGGAGCCAGGAGACUCUGUGCUCACCGGCCACAGGAGUUUUGCACUUGAUUGGUCUAUGUAUGUCUGUACACUCGGUGGCGGAAUUCAUUUCUAUUAUACAAAGUUGCCACUUCUUUGGUUCUUUGUAUAGUCCCCUAUAUACAUGCAAUAUGAGUGAACAUGGGACCAAAGACAGCUUCCUUCAAAAGGACAGUCUGUCGCCCCUGGUAGCAUCACAACACGGAAAAGGCAUGAAAAUGUAAAUAUUGGCAGGACAGGAAAAGAAAUUUCUGCUUUCUUUUGCAGCCAAACACUUAAGAUAAGGCCAAUGAUGAGUUGGAUGACAAGGUUGUUUCUGAUGACUGGUUUGGCCAUUAGAAAGACUUGUCAGAGGACCAGGGGUACUGCCCACCCAUUUGACAUUUUGGAGGGGUGCACAGUGGAUGCUGAGAAGACCAGUGGCUCCUGGGGGAACUUUAAUAUGAAGGCCCACCUGAUUGCAGUUCCAAAAGUGUCAAAUGCCCUUCUGAUCUUACAGAUCUGUGUGACUGAUCCGUCUACCUCCCCAGCAUCGUUUUCAAAUGGCACACAAGCCAUGAGAUGAAUGCAUGCUCAUUGCCUGUUCUAGGUGGGGGAUAAUCUAACUUCUAGCACUUUGUCAUUGUACAGAUUUCGAAUGUUGGAAUGUGUCGGUCGCCAAAGACUUUUGUACAAAAAAAAUCGGAUCAAGCAUGCACGAUCCAGGUAUUUCAGUUCAUAGUCAAACUGUCGGCUUCUUUUAUGAUAACAUUACACCAAGUGCCAGAUCAUACAUCUCCUACGUUUUAUUUAACAUUGAGUGUACCUUAUAUCCCCUGCUAAUGUCACACACAUAAUGUUUUUAUAUAUUCUUUGAAAUAAGUCAUUGGUAGAUUAUGAUUUAUGCACUCUUGUGUUCCUGCUCUUUGAGCUUCAUCAACACAUCAGGUUGUCAUACAAAGGUCACUGGGAAUUAACUGUGCAACAGCACAAACACUGAGCAAUGAAUGGAAUGUUCUUUUUGAAAGUCUUGCCUGUUAAGGGAUUGAAAAGGAACUUGAGAGUUUGAGAGGACUUAUUUCCGAGAUCAGUUUGAAUUCCAGAUACUAGCCAUCAAAGGAGGUCUGAAGUGUAUAUUUUUGUUCAUUUUUAAAAUGAAUUAUUCUCUGUAAAAUAUUUUUCUAUUGUUAUGAUUUAAUGUCUAUAUUGUAUGAGCAAAUAAAAAUUGUAUGUAUUGUUUCUCUUUUUUUACCUUGUUUGUACGAUGUCUCCACUUUUCUCUUCUGUUUUUAAAUGUCAGGCAGGUUUGCACUUGUUCAGUCAAAUGAACAUUAGCCAUUUUUAAUAAGUAUUGAUGGCGGACCUGCUAAAUUGUAUCAAGGGAA